AUGCAGUAUACAAAUGAGGAUGUUUUGGGCCAGGACCUAGUUGCCGAAUUUAUCUCGGAGGAGUAUAAGGUUCCCGUUCGCAGCGUGCUUGAUAAGGCUUUUGAGGGCGUGGAGACAGCGAAUUUUGAGUUUCCUCUGAUUACAAAGGCUGGUCGUCGGGUGGAAAUCUUGUUAAACGCAACACCACGGUAUAAUGAGCAUGGUGAAGUUAUGGGUAUGGUUGGUAUCGGCCAGGACAUCACAGAGCGUAUCGCACAAGAACAAGAAUACACGCGCUUAAUUGAUACUGCGAACGCUCCGAUUUUCGGUGUUGAUAUCAACGGUCAUGUAAACAUUUGGAACCGAAAGGCUGCCGACAUCAUGCAAUAUACAAAUGAGGAUGUGCUGGGCAAGGAUCUUGUCGCGGAAUUUAUUCUAAAUGAGUUUAAAGUGCCUGUGCGAAGUGUUCUUGAGAAGGCUUUUGAGGGUGUGGAGACUGCAAAUUUCGAAUUUCCGCUGAUAACAAAAGCUGGCAGACGUGUCGAGAUUUUACUUAACGCGACACCGCGCUACAACGAGCACGGUGAAGUGAAGGGUAUGGUUGGAAUUGGUCAGGACAUUACGGAGCGAAUUGCUCAGGAACAGGAGUACAGCCGUCUGAUCGAUACAGCAAAUGCCCCCAUUUUUGGUGUAGAUGCCAAUAUGUGCGUCAAUAUUUGGAAUAGAAAAGCCGCUCAGAUUACGAAUUACUCGAUUGGUGAAGUCAUGGGCGAAAAUCUAGUCGAGACUUUCAUCUCGCCUGAAUUUCGACCUAUUGUGGCUGAAGUGUUGUCGCAAGCAUUAACCGGAGUGGAAACUGCAAAUUUUGAAUUCCCACUGAUUACUCGUCCAGGUACAAGAAUUGAGAUUUUGCUUAAUGCGACUCCUCGAUACGACUUGAACGGAAACAUCGUUGGUGUCGUUGGCAUCGGUCAAGACAUCACGGAUCGCAUCGCCCAGGAGCACGAGUACUUUAGAUUGAUUGAUACCGCAAAUGCUCCGAUUUUCGGGAUCGAUACGAAUGGCCGUAUAAACGAGUGGAACCAAAAAAUUGAGGAGAUUACAGGCUAUCACAAAUCGAGCGUGUUGGGUUUGUCGCUAGUGCAUACUUUUGUCACACCUGAGUGUAGACAGCAAGUGCGUCAGCUUUUGAACCAGGCGCUGAUAGGCAUUGAUGUUGGUGAGAUGGAGCUUCCAAUGACAACAAAGCGCGGCGUUUUCCUGUUGCUGCUUGUAAACGCUUCGAGUAAAAAAGAUAUGCACGGAAAUAUACGUGGUGUCAUUGGCGUUGGACAAGAUUACACGGCAAGAAAGCACAUGGAGGCUGCUAAGGUAAAUUUCCUGGCAUCGUUUAGUCACGAGCUACGAACGCCAUUAAAUGGUGUGCUGGGCAUGUUGGAACUACUCAAAGAGCAGCCUCUAGACAAAUCAAUCGAAAGAUAUGUGCAUAUGGCGUAUGUGUCGGGAUCGCUACUCCUGAACUUAAUCAACGACAUUCUUGACUUGUCCAAGAUUGAGGCUGGACACCUUGAAAUCUCGACAGCUCCCUUCCAAAUGCAUGACUUGCUGGACUACUCGAUUGAGAUUUUUAAGUUUAAAGCGCGGGAACGUGGACUUAAGCUUGAGUUGAAAUGCGGGGAAAAUGUCCCGAAAGCCGUGAUCGGUGAUGUUGUUCGUUUACGUCAAGUGCUGCUAAACUUGUUGUCGAACGCAAUAAAAUUCACAAACGAAGGCUCUAUUACGGUUGCCUGUAGCGUCGUACACUCCCCGGAGUUGCCAGCUCAAUUUAAGAAAUUGUUGUUCCAAGUUAUUGAUACAGGAAUCGGUAUGGAUGCUGAGGAGAAAAUGCGGUUAUUCUCACUAUUCACGAAGCUGGAACGCACCCGACAAAACAACCCAACCGGUUCAGGAUUGGGUCUUGCCAUUUGUAAGCAGCUCGCUGAGCUUAUGGAUGGAUCAAUUGACGUUGACAGUGAAUUAGGCGUUGGUAGCAACUUUUUCUUUACGGUAAUCGUAAGAUUGAUUGACGAUGUGGAUCCUCAACACGCAUUUUAUUCGUCAGACGACUUUCUCAACUCAUCGACAGCGCUGCUUUCACCCCCUGGAGCAGUACGCACUGGAGACAAUGGUGAUACUGCGUCCGUGAGGAUAGAAGUUCCUAAGCACGCACGCAUCUUAGUUGUUGAAGAUAACGAAUUUAAUUGGGAAGUGGUGAAAUGCUUUCUUCAACAGGAUGACCACCUGCUUCAAUGGGAAGUGAAUGGCCGUGAUGCAGUCAAGGCAUAUACUGAAAAUCAUACGGAAUUCGAUCUGGUCUUUAUGGAUUGCGAAAUGCCAAUUAUGGAUGGAUAUGCUGCUACUACGGCGAUUCGAGCAUUUGAGCAGAAGCAAAACCUUCCCCGCAUCCCUAUUCUUGGUUUGACUGCAUAUGCAAUGAGCGGCGAUCGACAGAAGUGUCUCGAUUGCGGCAUGGAUGAGUUUAUGGUUAAGCCCAUAUCGAAACUUAGCCUUCGAAAGGCAAUCCGGCAAUGGAUGCGAAUCCGCUAUCUUGGCCAACAAAAGGCUGCACUUGAAGCUGUGGCUAGCGAAUCGGUGGCUGAGAGGUGUUUUGAGCAGCAACCUGUGACCCUACAAGGAGCCACUUUGCCCAGUGCUAAAAGCCCCAUACAGAGGAAUUCUAUGCUGUCUCCAUAUGUCCCCAGUCCCAUACCAUCUUUCGAAAGUGACCUUGAAGAUGUAACGCUUAUGGAUGUGACGUCAACUGUUCGACUUGCGCCUGCUUCUCGACACAUGCAGCAGCUGGAUCUUGCACAGGCAAUUUCAAAUUUGGAGCUUGAUGAUCCCAUGUCGAUCGGUCUCCAAAGCGGCCGAGCUGUUCGAACUGCGACGCCUACUACGUCAAUCUUCAGCUUAGGCCCCUCCGUGACCCAUACUUCCAGACAGACAAGUACGAGCGAAUUGCCGGACCUGCUCAGGUUAUCCCGAAACUCAAGCGGUGCUUCAACAGUAAGUCCACCAGAGCCAGAGAAACCACCAUCUGAAACAUCUGCUACGCUACCUUAUGUGAAAACACCCUUCGUUGAAGGGUUAAGUAGCCCAAUACAACAUGGAAUGCGCGCCGCAUUGCCAGCAAACCCAACUCUAUGGAGCCACCCACCGUUUUAUUCGGGGGAUAUGCUCUCUGGACAACAAGAGGCGUGGUCUAGUUUCGAGCCUCAGAAGAAGGUUAGCUUCCACGAAGAAGUUGACUAUGAGUCGACUCGCCCCAGUAGAGGCGGAUGUAGCGGUAGCAGCAGCAGUGGUAUACCCUUUGCUUUGAAGCGCAUCGAAAGUGGCGAAUCAGUGGACGACGAGAUGCCCGCUGUGUCUAGCGCUCAAAGCAAAUUUACUCUUUCCCACUCCAUUGAUCCGAUGACCAUCAAGAUUCCAGAAGGAGACCCUGUAAACUACACAUUGGGAGUGGACCAGUGCGGAGGACACGAAGAGCUUUUUUUGACCCUUUUAAAAAAGUUUGCCACGACGUCGGAGGCAAUCACAUCUCGGGUCAUGAAGGCCCACGAACUGAAUGACUUUGUCACUGCGCGCCGCGAAGCACAUUCACUGAAAGGGUCGUCUGCUUAUGUUGCUGCUCUUCGUAUGUCAAAGUGUGCUUUCCGCGUUCAAGUUGCCUUUGAACAUUUAAUGGCUCAGCAAGCAACCGGUGAAGGCUCCGACACUUUGGCAGCGAAGCAGAUCGUGGACGACUCGGUUGAGCUCCUUGCAAGAGAACAACGAUUACUGCGUGGAUAUCUCCGUCGCAACUUCGAGUUUGAUAAUGGAGCAGAAUCGCCGCAAAAAAUGUCAGGCCAAGAGCUUGAUAAUCAAGACAAACAAACUAGCCAAUGCAUUCUCAUGUGA
Plasmopara halstedii is the source of this 3915-nucleotide messenger RNA. RefSeq names its product hybrid signal transduction histidine. Bases 1 to 3915 code for a protein of 1304 amino acids. Gene Ontology annotation, biological process: phosphorelay signal transduction system; detection of visible light; regulation of DNA-templated transcription. The transcript has a single exon. Gene Ontology annotation, molecular function: phosphorelay sensor kinase activity; histidine phosphotransfer kinase activity. The record is from RefSeq and is a predicted model, not a curated record. Lineage: Eukaryota; Oomycota; Peronosporomycetes; Peronosporales; Peronosporaceae.